AUGAACUCUAGAGAAAAUGAUCUUGAAACACCAUGUCAUAUUACUUUUAAAAGAUUCUAUAUAAAAAAAGUCACUAUAAACAGAAGACCACAGCUUCUUCAAUAGACAAUCAAGGAGAGACCAAAAAUAGCAUUUGGGUGCAACAUCAAAUGUGCCCUCAAGGAUCGUUCAGAACAACCGAGCCUAUUUUAUGAUAAAAAGUACACUUGCAUUGAUAAACAUCAUGGAGUGCCAUUAAUAUAGAGUGCAAGAAAUAGUAGGACCAAGAGUGAGUAUGACGGAAACGAAAAAAAUAAAAAGACUUAUAAAUUCGAUGAGUUUUAAAAUUCAAAGAGUUUGUCCCUAUCAUUCUAACCAUAAAAAUAUGGUUAAAAAAAGAAAGUACCAAUCCAUUCGGACCCACUUAAUUAUUUGAAUAAAUUUCUCCCUAUGACUUCCAGGUAGCUGAAGGAGAGCUUCAUUAUGUUAUUGAAAAAACACUAAUCGGGCCAUAUAAAUUUGGAAUAAAAAUGA
Paramecium tetraurelia is the source of this 513-nucleotide messenger RNA. RefSeq lists its product as uncharacterized. NCBI's taxonomy places the organism in Eukaryota, Ciliophora, Oligohymenophorea, Peniculida, Parameciidae. The record is from RefSeq and is a predicted model, not a curated record. The transcript is spliced from 2 exons.